Messenger RNA from Melanotaenia boesemani (Boeseman's rainbowfish), 3541 nucleotides. RefSeq lists its product as uncharacterized. The record is from RefSeq and is a predicted model, not a curated record. The transcript is spliced from 2 exons. The coding region runs from base 498 to 2549 and encodes 683 amino acids. NCBI's taxonomy places the organism in Eukaryota, Metazoa, Chordata, Actinopteri, Atheriniformes, Melanotaeniidae. Gene Ontology annotation, biological process: positive regulation of translation; positive regulation of cell size.
AGGCAGCGCAGUGCAGUGCGGGAGGGGGUAGAGAGAUGUAGAGACAGGAAGGCUCUAUUGCUACCAUGCCAGUAAGAUACAGGCAGACAGAGAGGAAACAUGGAGGGAGAGGAGCCCCUGUCAUCUCCAAGACCGGCCCAAUGAGAGGGUAACAGGCUCAAGGAACACUACAACGGAGAGGAUAGUAGGAGGAGAGGCCGAAGCAGAGGGAAAAAAGUAGGUCAAUAAAAUCAGAAACAGGUUUUGGCAGGGAAAAGGGGAGUGGGUGGGACCAGAGUUGUGGAGGGAAAAAACAGAAAAAGUUUUGGAGACACAGUAGGAGAGGGAAAGGAAAGGGGGAACCGAGGCAAAACAUUAGAGUAGAUAAAGCCUAUGUUAAUGGCAAAGGUAGGAGGUGAUUUAUGGAAGAAGAGGAGGAAGCUCUCUGUGUCUCAGGAGUCCUCCUGUUCCUCUGCUUUUUCUUCAUUCUCUGAGGCUGCUGGACAUCAUCCAUCACCAUGUUUUCUGAGAGUGGGACUCCAGCUCCUGGGGAGCAAAAAGGCUUCAAGCCCCACACCCAUCACUUCAUCCCAUGGCUGCGCAAUAGUCUGAAGACUCACCACAGCAGCGGUGACUUAGGGCUCAACAGACCAUACAAAUCCAGUUCAGAGCCCCACAACAACCUGACCCCACUGGAGAAAGCCAAAGGGAUUGGUUUCUUCUCGAUCCAGGGAAAGGACAGGGCAAAGAAAGGUGACCUUCGAUGUAAUGGUAUUGGGAUGCUGCCAGUGGUGCUGAGGGGGCAUCACAUUUUGCCAGGGAGUCUGGGGAAGCAGAGGGAGGAUGGUCCUGCCAGGUGGAACCAGACUAAAGAGUUGGACACUGAUUACACAGGCCCAGGGGAUGGACCACAAGGCCUGAGCGACAGUUCCUCCGUAGCACAGGACAAUCACAACUUUGUGAAAAACCACAGGAGCCACUCCAGCCUGCGUAAGUCACAGAAUGACAGGACUUCCACCUCAGUCAGGAAAUAUGGGCCCCUAGUGGGACCCCCUCCUACUCCUGUGUCUGUGCUGCCUGCCGAGGAGCCAGAGUGCAAAGUACCUGUUGUGGUGUUGAUGGAGGACAGGAAGGGGAAGGUGUGGGACUACACUAGCCAUACUACCUACCGCCAGAGAGACCUCCAUUCAUCCAGCUGGCUGAGCUCAGACACUCAGGGACUUAUAGAGAGGCAGCAUGGAUUCAGCUACAUCAAUAAACACAGCAGGAACUCGCAGAGUCAGAGAGACCUGACAGUCCUCAGGGAGCCACCUGUGGAAGGUUUCAAUGGGCCCCUGAACGGACUCAUCUUCUCCACUCAGGUUCCUCACAGAGGCCUGGGCUGUUCCACAACUGUACGAGGCCCGAGGAAACCCAGACCAAACUCGGAACGAAUCGCAAUCCUGGGUCAGAACCAGACAUGGGUACAGCAAAGACCAAACAGUGAAGGGAAGUCACAGAGGAAGGAAGCGGGCUGCAACAGGAAAGUGGUCCGAAACCAGAUUAAACGAGUGGUGGACAACUUAGAGCUGGUUCUCAAAGCUCUGAGGGACGUCCAACAGGAAAUGAAAGAGGUGGUGCAGCAGAUUGACUAUCUAACCUCUUCCAUUGAUUUGAAUGAUUUAAAUGAGGAGCAACAAACAAGUGGAGGAGACAGGGCCAAACCUGCCAACGACAGCAGCUACAGUUCAAGUUCCAGCUCCAGUGAAGUGACAGUGGGUAUUACCCAUCGGAGGCCCUCAGAAGCUGAAAACCAGCCAAGAGCUGUGGACUCAUAUGGCACCCUCAGGAGAGAUCAUCAUAGUAAGAGCCAGUCUCCACAGAAAGCGCAGCUGUGUCCGAUCACCUCUGGGUUUUUAUCAGAAAGAAGUCGGCCCUUCCGCUUAUCCUAUGGUCCUGUAUCCUCUCUCAAUAAAGGAGAACCACUGCCGUACACAAAUAACACCCCCCCAUCUAAUCCACCCCAACUUCAAAACAUUACCUUCCAUGAUCACACUCAAUCUUCUCAAGGAAGUCUCCCUGCUCGGCCUCCCACUCCUGGUCUUUCUCCUCUAACAGUAAACCUCCAUCACCCUGGUAGCCCAGGUUCUCGGCCUCACUCCCCUGAGACACCCUCCUCCCUUAGAAUGAGCCCUGUUUCCCCUCCUUCCCCACUGUCUCCAAAGCUUUAUCCACCCCCUGCCCUCAGUCCUUCUGUCAUCAUAGAUACCAAAGUUGAGGCUUUUCGGACCCCACAAAGUGACCUCCCAUCUGCUGGUCCACUCUCUCCAUCAUUUACCCACCCUCUGUCUGUCAGCUGCCCACCCACUGACUCAGAUACUCCAACCAUGACCGUCGCUGACACAGAACGCCGAGCAUCCUCAGCAGGACCUGCAGCCACAGCUAAACCACCCGUAGCACAAGGCCGCAGAGGACGCAAACCUCCGCCUUACCCCCAUAAAAAGCUCUCUGAGAUUACAAAGAAAGUCAAUGAGCCCCGCAAAGCUCCUCCAUACCCUGAGAAAAGAAGGCUGCUCUCAACCACAGUGUGAGACAAUGCAGCAGGUGGAGGAGGCUGAUCGAACAGAGCCAUAUUCACAGCACCAGCCACAUGUCUGCAAGAGUCAGGAGUGAUUUAAGGUUUGCCAAGUUGAGCUGAGACCAAGUUUCCAAGGUGACAGGAUGCAACUUGGGGUGAGUAAGUCAGAAAUGGCUGAUUGAUUCUGUUUGCAUUUUACCCUCUCUCUCUUUUAAACAAAUCCUCUGAAUACAUACACUGAACUAAGGCAUAAUUACAUCUGCCUGAGUAACUACUCUGGUAACAAGAACCCCUGUACAGAUGUUCAUUUUGCACCCACUCCUACAGAUUUCACAUUUAAAGGGCAACAGAUGCCUUAAAAAUACUUUAUUAAGACAGGAAUAUACAAGAAAAUUGUAAUUAUUUAAAAAAAAGUGACUAUUUUAUUGCACUUCAUGUCAUCCUUCCUGAUGCAUCCACUCACCUGUAUCAUUAUUGUCUGCUGUAGGUAAUAGAUGUCGGGAAUGCUGACGGCAUGAUGAGAACACAGUGCAGCUCAGAUUACUUUGGCUCAGAGGUGUGAAAAUCACACAAGGGGGAGGUGAGGUCAGAGAUCUGUGAUAGAUUUAAAGGGAAGGAAGGGUCUCAUAAAGGGAGAAACUUGGCAAGACUACAGAAAAAUUGAACAGGCAGAGUGGCUCUGACCUGACUGGGUCACUAGCCCAGUGUCGGGGUGCAUGUCAGAGGAGAGAUGGGGGGGCAGCUGGCCAUACGAUGCACUUCACCCGGCCCCUAGUGUUAUAAAAAUCCCAUCUCCUUUGCUGCCUCUGGCUUGACUGACCUGGCCACAAUCUCCAUCUGUUCACCUCAAAAUGUCAGGAGAUGCAAAGAGAGAGAAAUAGGAGAUGUGUAAGGGAAGAAAAAGAAAAAAUCAGACAGUGGAAUGCCAGCCAGAUUGAUUACGUAAAUACAGCACAGCAAAUCGAUGGCUGAUUCAUUUAGGUCAUCUGGUGUUGUCCUCUCUAA